This is a messenger RNA of Gambusia affinis (western mosquitofish), 2114 nucleotides long. It is a transcript of the gene slc38a9, whose product is annotated as solute carrier family 38 member 9. The record is from RefSeq and is a predicted model, not a curated record. Gene Ontology annotation, biological process: amino acid transmembrane transport. The transcript has 15 exons. Gene Ontology annotation, molecular function: amino acid transmembrane transporter activity. Lineage: Eukaryota; Metazoa; Chordata; Actinopteri; Cyprinodontiformes; Poeciliidae. Bases 219 to 1895 code for a protein of 558 amino acids.
GGCUUUAUUUCCUCUACGCUGUCCUACAGGUUAGUAACGUUAUAAGGUUGGCCUUUUCCGGAACAUUUCGCUUUGUAUACACUUCCGGAGACCGGAGGUCGCGGCACCUUCGACGUUUCACUAGCAAGAAAACUUUCAAUUGGAAGCUUUAGCUGUGGCAGUAGAGUCGAAGUCAGACAGGUGAUGAGUUGAAGGCUGAAGGCUGAUUGUUAGGGAUCAUGGAGGAUGACUGCAGGCCUCUGCUGGGCCCAGAUCCCACUGGGGAGAGCCCCUCCCACAGAGGCUCAGCUGGAUCACUGGACAUCAGAACUAAACGGCCUUUCUAUGUGGAGCCCAGGAACAUUGUAAGUGAUGACCCUCAGGAGAGGAUCUCUGCUGAGGCUGCCAUCCUGAACAGUAGAGUUCAUUACUACAGCAGACUGACAGGGUCCUCUGACACAACGUUGAGUCCUCCAAACCAUGUGAUCCCCACACCAGAGGAGAUGUACAUCUACAGCCCUCUAGGUACAGCUUUCAAGGUUCCAGACAGCGAGCAGGCUGCUAAGAACCCCAGCAUUGUCACCAUCUUUGCCAUAUGGAACACCAUGAUGGGGACGUCCAUACUCAGCAUACCGUGGGGUAUUAAGCAGGCUGGUUUCACUCUGGGAAUCAUCAUCCUCAUCUUCACUGGCCUGCUAAUGCUGUACUGCUGUUACAUUGUCAUCAAAUCACCAAAGGCAAUUAGGGGUGUGGACACAUCCAGCUGGGAAUUCCCUGAUGUUUGCAGGUUCUACUUUGGAAAGCUUGGCCAGUGGUCCAGCUUGGUCUUCUCCAUGGUCUCUCUUGUUGGAGCCAUGGUGGUAUACUGGGUCCUAAUGUCCAACUUCCUCUACAACACUGGGCAGUUCAUCUACAACCAUGCUCACAACGUCAGCACAUCCGAUUCAGAGUAUGGAACCAACGGCUCUGAUAGAGUUAUCUGCCCAUACCCUAAAACUCACCCUGGAAGGAAUGACUCCAUGACCAGUCUGUGUGGCAGAUCCUAUGGGAAUGACUCGUCUGGCAGCAGCUUUGAUCUCUACUGGAGUAAAACCAGCACCAUCCCUCUCUACCUCAUCAUCCUGCUGCUGCCACUGCUCUGCUUUCGCUCUGCCUCUUUCUUUGCCAGGUUCACUUUCCUUGGCACUAUAUCAGUCAUCUAUCUGAUUGUGCUGGUCACAAUCAAAGCUUCCCGCCUUGGCUUCCAUCUAGAGUUCCACUGGUUUGGUCCGUCCCAGUUCUACGUUCCAGAGUUCAGGCUGUUGUUUCCUCAGCUGACUGGUGUGCUCACCCUGGCCUUCUUCAUUCACAACUGCAUCAUCACAUUGAUGAAGAGCAACAAAAACCAAGAAAAUAACGUAAGGGACCUGUCCGUGGCUUAUCUCCUUGUUGGAGGGACAUAUAUGUAUGUGGGCGUGUUGAUCUUUGCUGCCUUUCCUUCACCUCCUCUCUCCAAAGACUGCAUUGAACCAAACUUUUUAGAUAACUUCCCCAGCAGUGAUGUGAUGGUGUUUGUGGCUCGAAUGUGCUUGCUGUUCCAAAUGAUUACUGUCUAUCCUCUGCUGGGUUAUUUGGUACGAGUCCAAAUUAUGGGUCAGCUGUUUGGAAAUCAUUAUCCCGGUUUCAUUCACAUUCUUGUGCUGAAUAUUCUCAUUGUUGGAGCUGGAGUUCUAAUGGCCAUGUUUUACCCCAACAUUGGAUCUAUAAUUCGAUUUUCUGGAGCAAUAUGUGGACUGGCCUUAGUGUUUCUACUUCCUUCUUUAGUCCACAUGUUCUCCCUGAGAGAGCAGGGGAGACUCACCUGGCAGUCGGUCCUUUUCCACAGUUUCCUCAUCGUUCUGGGUGUGGCCAACCUGAUGGCUCAGUUUUUUAUGUAGAAAACAACUAGGCAAUAAUUUAAAGAUGAGAAAAUGUAAUGGAAGGUUUGGCUGCCACCACCUAACUGUGGUGUGGUUUAAAUAUCUGGCCAACAGGCUCCAAACACAUGCAAGCAUUUACAUACAUAUUUAUUUCAAUAUGUACUUCAUAGUCAAAUAAAUUUAUAACUGUUAGUUGUUUGUACUUAAAUUGAGUAAAGAAAGUUUUGAACAUGUCAA